AUGGUCGCUUGCUGUGGGACUUCUUGCAGCAAUUGCUCAACGAUCGCAAUCAGAAGUACAGCGACUUGAUCGCGUGGAAGUGUCGCGACACUGGCGUCUUCAAAAUCGUCGAUCCUGCCGGUUUGGCCAAACUUUGGGGCAUACAAAAGAAUCAUCUCUCGAUGAACUACGAUAAAAUGUCGCGCGCGCUGCGCUACUACUACCGCGUCAACAUAUUACGCAAGGUGCAGGGUGAGCGUCACUGCUAUCAAUUCCUGCGCAAUCCAACCGAGUUGAAAAAUAUUAAGAAUAUAUCGCUGCUGCGCCAAACCGUUGCUGGCAAUGGCGGCCCGACAGCAGCAGGCGGCGCUAAUGGCAGCAAUGGCGCUGGUAACGUGUCUGCGAACAACAACAACAACAGCAAUAACAACAAUAAUGCCAACCAUAACAACAAUAAUAGCAAUCAGUCUCCCAGUACAAAUUUGAGCAGCACAAAUUGGACAUUACCGCAUCAGCAAUCACCACAACGACAUACAGCAGCGUCGCAUGGCAACAACGGCAGCGGUAACCUGAACGGCAACAACCACAGCCACAACCACAACCACAACCUUAGCCUUAGCCACCCGCACAGUAAUGGUGGUGGUGGUGUCGCCAAUCAGCAUAUGAGUCUUCCAGCGGCGGUAGCUGCUGCGGCUGCCGCUGCUUAUGGGCCACCACCCACAUCGCCGCUCUUCAUGCACGCCAUAAAUGGGGCCUUCCAAUACUUGUCGAAUACGGCGGGCGCACCACCCAAUUCGCCUGCAAUGCCACACGCGCCCAGCGAGAAAUUUCAAUUUGGCGUAGUCAAGGUGGAACACAACAGCAGCGAGUCGCGCUCACCGGAUCACAGCGAUGAGCUAAAGCCAACCGAUCUGAGUGUGGCGGGUAGCAGUAGCGAAAAGCGGCCUUAUUCAAGUCCAUCGGCAGAGGAUUGUUAUCCACUUAUCCGCAAUGCUGACGGACUUACCACAAUCAAAUUGAUACGCUACAAUAAUGAUAAUGAAACGCAUGCGGCCAAGCAGUCAACGCAUGAGCAAUUGCAACAGCAACAACAACAACAACAACAACAACAACAGCUACAGCAGCAAGCCAAUAGCGCUUCAGCCAGCAACAACAGUGUUGAGCAGCAGCAACAGCAGCAGCAGCAGCAGCAACAUACGCCUAUGGACCAUACGGAUAAUGAGUGUCAUGAGGAUGAGUCCGCCGCUAGCGCCGCGGCCGCUGCUGCGGGCGGCAGUCUAAUGCCAACCGAUCUGCGCAAAUAAGGAGUGAGCUGAAGUAGCUAACUGUAUACGACAAUAUUACUAAGUAAGACGAUGGUGAGCCAGGUGUAAGAGAAGUAUAUGAGUUACUGAAAACGCAGGACAAUCAAAGGAUAAUAGCAAGACGAAGGAAGAGUAGGAUCUGAGACGUGAAAUAUUAAGGCAAAAGGCAGGCCGCUGCGCGAAAUGUUUGCAGUGCCCAUUAAAAACUGUGACGGUCUUUACAGAAGAAUACUUCAGUUUAGCUACUUUUUCUUGCAACAGUGCCAAAUCUAGGCUCAAGCAUUGUCAGAGAGAGCUAGAGAGAGGGGAACACAAUUCGGUUAAAAUUGCUUUACGAUAUGUAAGCAGCAAGUGAACGCAAACAUGGCUGAGAGAAAAGAGCAUUCGUUGCACUUAAAGAAAUUUGACAUGGACAGUUUCUUGAAGUUGAGGAAAAUGUUCGAAAAAUAAAUUAAAUCAAAAAUAGUGAUUUCAAGUGUGCAAGCACACCGGCAAAUAAUAACUGCAUACAGAUAUAGGUAUGUUGCAUACAUAAAUACAUGCAGCUUAAAUAUGUAUGUAGCGGUAAAUGUGUGAAAUUAUAAGGAUAUAUAGUAUAUAUGCACAUGGAUACACACAAACGUUUGUAUAGAUUGUAUAUUAACAUACAAUACAUAUAGUAAAUACAUAUAAAUAUAUCUAUAUACAUAAACAAAGCA
This is a messenger RNA of Rhagoletis pomonella (apple maggot), 1981 nucleotides long. Its product is annotated as ets DNA-binding protein pokkuri-like. The record is from RefSeq and is a predicted model, not a curated record. Gene Ontology annotation, cellular component: nucleus. Gene Ontology annotation, biological process: regulation of transcription by RNA polymerase II; cell differentiation. The annotation marks the transcript as partial. The transcript has 2 exons. Gene Ontology annotation, molecular function: sequence-specific DNA binding; DNA-binding transcription factor activity, RNA polymerase II-specific. Lineage: Eukaryota; Metazoa; Arthropoda; Insecta; Diptera; Tephritidae.